Molecule: messenger RNA, 1329 nt
Organism: Cladophialophora immunda
Lineage: Eukaryota; Fungi; Ascomycota; Eurotiomycetes; Chaetothyriales; Herpotrichiellaceae
Exons: 3
Coding region: 90-1145 (351 amino acids)
Biological process (GO): protein insertion into ER membrane
Cellular component (GO): TRC complex; cytosol
Molecular function (GO): protein binding
Source: RefSeq, a predicted model, not a curated record
CCUCAAUUCAACUCUCCGCACACCAGUGUAGGCUUCCAGAUGAAACCGAGACCAGUCUGUUCCUGACAUCCUUGUUUACAUUCGUCAUCAUGUCGGCCAAGAUAGCAAAGACUAUUGCGCGCCAGAAGGAAAAGAUUGCCGAAGGAAGCUUCUACGAGGCGCACCAGCAACUCCGUGUCAUCACUGCCCGCUAUCUCAAAGCCUCGGACUACAACUCAGCCUGCGACGUGCUGUACAAUGGCGCCCUGCUCCUCCUCCGCGCCGACCAAGGCGGCUCUGGCGGCGACCUGGCGCUGAUGUUGUUGAACGAUGUCUACGUCAAAGGCGAAUACCCAUGUGACGAUGAGAACAAAAAGAGGUUGUUGGAGAUUUUCCACGCAUUUCCCAAGGAGGAGCCCACCAGGAAGAGAUUUGUGAGCGAGAUGGUGAAUUGGAGUGGGAAGUUUGGGGAUUUGGAAAGGGGGGAUGCAGAGAUCCAUCACGAGGUGGGAAUGGCGCUUGCGGAAGAGGGCGAAGCAUACGAUGCCGAACGGCACCUCGUCAUUGGCACACCAGCCUCAGCCUCUGUCCUCGCCAGCCUACACUACGUCUGGUACAAGCUGGACCAGCCGCACCUUGCACCCAUCUACGCCUCGCGGUCCGUUCUCCCCUACUUGCUGGUCGGCAACCUCUCGAAUGCGAACCUCGCCCUGUCCGCCUUCACGUCGCACCUCACAACCCAAAACCCGAAUUUACUAUCAAUGUCUCAGCCCUUGGAAUCCGCCAAGUCGGGCCUCUCGCUGCGAAUCUUCCCUUCGAUCCCUCUCCUCAACUUCCUUUCUCUGCUGUUACUCGCCUGCCAGAAGGCCGACGCAGGCCUGUUCCGCCAACUCGCGAAAUUCUACGCCCCGCACCUGAAGGACGUCGAGGGUCUGUGGAGCGAGGCUUUGGCACACAUUGGAGAGAUCUGGUUCGGGAUCAAGAUCCCCAGGCAGAACGCCGGGAAUCCGUUGUUUGAUAUGAUGGGCAGUAUGCUGUUCGGUGGACAGCAGCCCGGGGCGAAACCGGCGACGCCGAGGUCGGGCACGCCGAAGCCUGCAGGAGGGCGGGGCGGUGCAGCAGCCCGGAAAGAAAUCGAAAAGCCACCCACGAUGGAUUUGGAUUGAAACUCUGUGUUGAUGUCCCUUUAGGGGUAGAGGAUGGGUGCGCGGGUAGCGAUGGUAGUCGUGAUUACGGAGACCGCAAGCAGCCUCACGGCGCAUUCUGGGUUGAUAUUAUCAAGGAGAGGUUUCUACACGUCCGAUUGGUGACUAGGAUACAGAUACAGAAAUGGACCACCGUUGGAUGCCA